AUGGCUGAGGAUAAGGAUAAGUCGGUAGUGGCCGAUGACCGUACGGAAAUCUUCCGGACGGAGAAGACCAAACUUAAUUGGGGAGCUAAUUACUUCCUAUUCUUUGUCUUCCGAAGGAUUCGGAUACACCCGGUGAACGUCUCCUCUGUGACGGACGCUAUGUGCAGCAGCUACGGCCAGGCCAGCAAUGAAUGCAAAAGUACCCUGCUGGAUAUUAUGGUGCAGGUAAAACGAUCCUUGAAGAAUAUCUUCCGCAUUGUAGAGGCGCCUGUAUUUCCAAACUGCCUUUAG
Molecule: messenger RNA, 291 nt
Organism: Penicillium canescens
Lineage: Eukaryota; Fungi; Ascomycota; Eurotiomycetes; Eurotiales; Aspergillaceae
Exons: 2
Coding region: 1-291 (96 amino acids)
Source: RefSeq, a predicted model, not a curated record